Messenger RNA from Poecilia latipinna (sailfin molly), 5435 nucleotides. RefSeq names its product terminal nucleotidyltransferase 5D (gene tent5d). Lineage: Eukaryota; Metazoa; Chordata; Actinopteri; Cyprinodontiformes; Poeciliidae. Gene Ontology annotation, molecular function: poly(A) RNA polymerase activity; RNA binding. The coding region runs from base 297 to 3995 and encodes 1232 amino acids. The record is from RefSeq and is a predicted model, not a curated record. Gene Ontology annotation, biological process: mRNA stabilization. The transcript has 3 exons.
GAAAACAAGAGCGCGAGGAGUCGUUUCACUCCUCAUUUCAGCACCACGCGCCUCCGGGACAGCGCCCGAAUGAACUCGCGCGUAGAUUCGAGCGUCGCGUGCCUUAUAAGGGACAGAGCCGAGUCAGCACCAAGUCCGACCGAAGUGGAGUGAGACGUUAGAAAACAAACACACACACACACACACACACACGAACUUCUCCGAACCUGUAGCUCGGUGGACGGUGAAGGUCUUACUCCACCCGCGAGCCAGGAGCUAGUCGCUCCCUCCAACAACACAGCAACAGGGCAGGAAGCAUGUCUGAGAAGAAACCCAGCCAGCGGUUUCACAGCCUGAACUCAGAACAGGUGGAGGUGCUGCAUCAGGUGCUUUCAGAAGUGGUGCCCAUCCACGGCCGCGGGAACUUCCCCACACUGGAGCUGCGACCCCGUGAUAUUAUCAUAGCGGUGCGGGCCAGGCUGCAGAAGCAGGGAAUCACGGUCAGAGAUGUCCGUCUGAACGGCUCCACGGCCAGCCAUGUCCUGGUUCGGGACAACGGGACGAGCUACAAAGACCUGGACAUCAUCUUCGGAGUGGAACUGCCAAGCCAGGAGGAGUUCCAGGUCAUCAAAGAGUCCGUGCUGGGCUGCUUGCUGGACUGCCUGCCCGUCGGGGUCAACAGGGAGCGGAUCAGCAGCGCCACAAUGAAGGAGGCCUAUGUUCAGAAAAUGGUCAAAGUUUUCAACGAACACGACCGCUGGAGUCUUAUCUCGCUGUCGAACAACAGUGGCAAAAACCUCGAGCUCAAAUUCGUGAGUGCCCUUCGGCGCCAGUUUGAGUUCAGCGUUGACUCCUUCCAGAUCAUUCUGGACCGACUCCUAGAGUCUUACAUGCAGCAGGACGUCAUGCACAAGCUAAAUGCUGUUAAGCUGAAGGACCAGUCAGCAGAAAGUGAGAGUAACUCCUUUUCACCUGAGCCCAGUCAGACCUUCGCUCCAGAUGCAGAGAAGCCCACCGUCCACUCGUCCGAUGAGCAAGGGGGCAAGCUAAGUGGGACAGAGCCGAGGGAGGAAGUGCAUGAAAAAGAGUCUCAGACUGAAUUCUCACAACAAGCUGAGCAUUCAGAAGAAACGAAAAGCUCCAAAGGAGACAAAGGGAAAGCAUCUGCAGAGAUGGACUUGUCUGAGCACAAAGGCAACUUGAAUGAUGAAGAAAAGGCACAAAUGAACGCCGGGUUAGAAAAGAAACAAGCUUCUGAUGAAUCCGAGCCACCGGCUCAAACAGAAGCUAAAUGUAACUCUGAGCUUGUAGAUCAGUCUCAGCCGUCAACGACAGCAGACAAGCUGGAGGAAACGAAGUCCUGCGAUGGCCAACAACCAACAGGUUCAAAUCUCAAGGAAGCCUGUGUCCAGAAAGAACUGGCUGACUACACAAAACCGCUUGAUGAAAAGAGAGAAAUCGCAGGGCAGAUGGGACGUUCUGAUACGCCUAAUGCUUCUAAAAUAACUCCGGCAGAGUGUCUAAACCUUGCAGAGGAGUCCGACAGCACCGAGCAAUCUGAUAACACAGACUUAUCUGAGCAUUUCAUAGAGGAUCAGAGAAGCAAUGAGGCAGAUAACACUCAACACGUGUCUGCCUCGGACACAUGCACAUCUUCAUGUGCAAAGAUAGAGGCGGGGUUAGAAGAUGAAGGCAGAGUGGAAACAGAGAACAGGGAGCAGAUUGAAGCAGAAAGGGAAAGUGAUAGAAAAACGUGUGAAAUCACACAGGAGUUUUCAGCAUCAGAGGAGAAACAUUUAGAAGACACACAGAGUAUUGAUUGUUCCUGCUCCACCUCUUCCACUCUUCCACUCAGCAGCACACGGCCCACUGACACGGACGAUACACUGGAGAUUCACAGCGCACAAUCCACAGGUAACUCAGAGGAAACAGCUAGCCCUUCUGAUCCCAUCAGCCCUUCAGAUACUCAGGAUAAUUUACCCACACCACCUGGCCUUGUUUCUGACAAAAAGACCUCCUCCUCUCCUUCUUCUAAGGUCUCUGACAGACUGUCUCACAUGGUGGUGCUUAAACAUUCAUCCCCGAAACCCCCGAGGCGGAUGUGCAGAAAGGUCACGCCUAGCGCUCACUCCAGCCGAGUGUCUGAAAGUGAGCUUGUUGUUGCAGCCUACACAGAUUUAAACCCUUGCCCUGCAGGUGAAUCCAGCAAAGAGUUUGAUGUGAAGCCAGUGAUUCCCACUUCAGACCCUUCAACUGUCCCAACAAGUAUCUCUCUCAAACCAAACUCUGGACCUGAACUUGAGCUUUCAAGUUACUCAUCUUCAACAAGUAUCUCUCUCAAACCAAACUCUGGACCUGAACUUGAGCUUUCAAGUUACUCGUCUUCAGACCCUGAUCUUACCUCAGCUUCUGAUCCAGACCCUGAGAUACUUUUUCCAUCACCUCCAGACCCCACAUCUCCGUUACCUCAAGAAGUAUCUUCCUCUAAGAUGGACACGACUGAUUUGUCUGAAUCGAGCCUGAAAGAGACGUUAAACACACCCACAGAUAUGGAUGAGCAAAUUCAGUCCUGCAUGAAACAAGGGGUCUUUGAACCCAAAGAAUCAGAGCCUCUUGACUCAGCGGACACACCCAGCACCAACACCCAUGACCCUGAGAAAAAAGCUUUAGAGUCUCCAGCUGGGACAGGGGAACAGACCAGAGAAAUGAGCUUGAAUCAGCCAAAUGUCACUUCACAAGAAACUACUCCAAGUUUACCGUCUUCCCAUACCAUCAUCCCCCCAGUACUCAGCCUGUCUCCUCCUCACUACACACCCUCGCCCCCUUGUCCCAGUCCUCCCCCAUGUUUGACUCCCCCAUCUCCAAUGUUAAGCACCAUGAGCCCGACAAGCUUUAGCUCUCCACCCCAAAGUUUCAGCCCAACCUCUUCUUGCCUCAGCUCACCUCCUUACCUCACUCCUCCGAUGCUCAGCCUUAGCCCUCCCCCACUCUGCGCGACGCCGCCGUCCCCCUGCCUCAGCCCUCCCCUCCUCUGUUUCACCCCGCCAGUAGAGUCUGGUGACCUUUUACCUCAGGGAUCUUCGGAUACAGAGUCUUUGAUAAUAAAUGCAGAUGAGAAUGAGCAUGGCGACCUGUCCUCUCCUCAGUCAGGAGUUUCGCCCUUAGAGUUGGAGGAGACAAAGGAAAAUGGUUAUAUCUCCUCUUUGCCUCAGGUUGUCGAGCCUGUCUCUUUUCCAAUCACAAUUCCAAGUUCCACCUCACCAGUUCUGCCUCACCCUCAGCCUGGGGAUUUAGCGGUACCAACCCCUCCAAAAGCCACUGAGGCAUCCAUCACUGUGCCUGAUGAUAAAGACGUUCCGAAAGCAGCCCCAGAAAUAACUGACCUGUGCAGUCCCUCUCAAGCAUCAGAUUCAGUGCCUGCAGUUGAGGUCUUGGCAGAGAGCAUGUAUGGGGACUUUGAGGCGGCAAUGGACCACCUGCGCUAUCGGCUGAUUGCCACCAGAAACCCUGAAGAGAUCAGAGGUGGCGGUUUGUUGAAAUACAGCAACCUGCUGGUCAGAGACUACCGGCCAGCCAGCGAGACUCAGAUAAAGACGCUGGAGCGAUACAUGUGCUCGCGCUUUUUCAUUGACUUCCCCGAUGUACAGGAGCAGCAGAGGAAAAUUCUGUCUUACUUGAAGAACCACUUCAUCGGCGAGGAGAGGAGUAAGUACCAGUACCUGAUGACCCUCCGUCGGGUCAUAGACGACAGCACGGUGUGCCUGAUGGGACACGAACGGCGUCAGACUCUGAACAUGAUCACAGUUCUUGCUCUGAAGGUUCUGGGCGAACAGAACAUCAUACCCAACACAGACCAUGUGACGUGCUUCUACCAGCCAGCCCCAUACCUUGCCGAGCACACAGCCCCGUAUCUGGCAGAGCCUAGCUACUGCAGCUACUUCAUACCACAAGGGGGAUCGACUCUGCUGUACCAACCUUACCCUUUACACCUCCACCCACAGACUGGACUAGUCUGAGACAAUGUGGCAUAAAAAAACACACACACAAAAGAUUGAGGGGGAUUGUGCUCACCACAAGGGAAGAGCUGGAGAAUGGAAAACUAAUCCAGGGAUGAACUGUUUGGUCUAUAAUAGACCUGUGUGGGUGGAAUUGAGUGGGUUUCACAGUAAACUUCUUGAGAACUCUAUAAGGUUCUAACAUGAUUAUAUGUAAUUAUAUCCGGGCUUUGUGGGAAAAUAAUAAUUCUUCCGAUAUUGUUCAAAUUCCAGAAAAUGCCGUAUGCACUGCAUGAGUCAUAGGUCUUUGGUCUCCCUGGGAAACCAACUGUGCUGUUGACAUUCACACACAUCCAAACACACAUGCCGGUGUGUGCGUGCACACUGCCAUGUGGACACACACAGACACACAAACACACUUCCAGGUUCUUAAAUUGUUGUUCACUCCUUUCAUGGUCUUACUGUGUUGUUCUUAAUGCGUUUGUUCAGAACGUGGACCUUGCCUGUGGUUGAUAUUGUGCAUGGAUACAUUAGGACUGUUUUUUCACUGCCAAAUACUGUGUGACUACUAUGCUUCUCAGACAGUUUUAUGUAACUUUGUCAGUCCUUUACAGAAGGGAUGUUUUAUGAAAAAAACAAACAAACCACAGCGUGACGGGGCUACCAGUGUGCGCAGCGUUUUCAUGAGAGGAUGAAACACUGUAACGCACUCAACGUUAGACGAUGCACGAGUAGCUUAAUAGAUCACAUUUAAAGUCAAUUAAAGACGUUUAAUUUAUUAGAAACUGAUCUAUUUUUGCAAGACUUUCCGAGACUAAAAGUACUGGUUAGUACCAAAAGAGAAAUGCCAACAACAAUGCCUUUGAUGUAGACUGUACAGCAUAUCGGUUACAGUAUUUCUUGUGCAAAUACAACGUAUUGUUUUCAGGUAAACUGUGUUACAAUGUAGUGCUUGUUUCCUUUUCCCUUGUGGAAUCCUUUCUGUAACCAUGUGAGUUAUUGUACCAUCUUGUGUUGAUUUAAAUAUUGUUCAAGUUUACUCAGUGGAGGUUGCCAUGUUAUAACCAUCUUUGGGUCAUCAUCAAACAAUGCAGGUACAGAAGAUCUGCCGUUGCGAAAGAACUUUUUUGCGUAAACUUGCAUGAUCGCUGUCUGAUUGCACCAUAACCAACACCGAUUGAGUUCAGACAGCCCAUUUGAACCUGCGUAACAGCAACUACGGCCAAAGAUGGUUUGGUUUGGAAAACAAGUGCCUAACUGUGAGACAUCGUCGGCAUGUCUUUAUCUUACUGCACUGUGGGUGUUCAAGGGGGUGGGACCAGGGCUGGGAUGGGUCUAUGUUCAGUUGUUUGACCCCUGUUACUGCUGCCCAUUUUGAUGUCUUCUUUAAUGUAGUCCUUUGUUGUAUUUUAUUCGUGUACGUUUUGAUAAAAUAAAGGAAAACAAAUCAGCAAACCUCAA